Messenger RNA from Bombina bombina (fire-bellied toad), 2994 nucleotides. RefSeq names its product lysyl oxidase (gene LOX). The record is from RefSeq and is a predicted model, not a curated record. Bases 172 to 1464 code for a protein of 430 amino acids. NCBI's taxonomy places the organism in Eukaryota, Metazoa, Chordata, Amphibia, Anura, Bombinatoridae. Gene Ontology annotation, molecular function: copper ion binding; protein-lysine 6-oxidase activity. Gene Ontology annotation, biological process: peptidyl-lysine oxidation. The transcript has 7 exons.
UAAGAUGAUGAGAAGCUGUUGGCUCCUCUUUGCUGCACUAUAGUGCUUGAGUUAUUCUGAGCAGUUAAUAUCAAAAGCUUUAGAUUUCUUUUUAUUUUGUUUCACAUUUGCAAUUGAAUGUGAAUUUAGUAUUGUUUUACAUUUAUUUAAACAAGGACAAGUGUCUAAAACAUGAGUAGUGCUUUUGGUAUAGUUGUAUUCCAGCUUGCUGUGUACUUCAGUUGCAUUUUGCAAGGGAGCUGCCAGCAGCAGAGAAACCCAAAUGGCCAUAAUGCCUUAUGGAGGCAGAGGGUGCAGUGGCAGAGUAACGGAAGGGUAUUCAGCUUGCUGAGCCAAGGCUCUGAGUACCAACCUGCCCGGAAAAGGGAGAGUGCAGCCGGUGCUCCACCUAACCCUGUGCUCCUGCUCAGCAGCAGGAACAGCUCUGUGACUAAUGGUGCAGGGAGAGAAUCCCAGGCUUCCAGACCUGAGCCACCUCAUACUGGGGAGCGACAGGACACCACAGCACAGCAGCCAAGAGCACCUGUCAAACGUCACUGGUUCCAGGCAAAUAGACAGAGCAGUCCAGCUGAAGAUGCUGCAGGGAGGCAGCAGAGUAGUGCGCAGGAUACUACAGACGGGCGCCAGGGUGCAGCGCUUCCUCAGAGCGCACAACCAUCCCAGACUGUGAAUAGGACAGCUGGCGGCAGGGCUAGACUGGAUCAGAUGCAGGGGGAUGAUCCAUAUAAUCCCUACAAGUACUCAGAAGAUAACCCCAACUACAACUACUAUGACGCAUAUGAGAGGCCAAGAAGACGCGAGAGACAAAGGCCCGGCUAUGGCACCCGCUAUUUCCAAAAUGGUCUUCCAGAUUUAGUUCCAGAUCCUUAUUAUAUACAAGCCUCUAUUUACGUGCAGAAAAUGUCCAUGUACAACCUACGGUGCGCUGCUGAAGAAAACUGCUUGGCAAGCUCAGCAUAUCGCUCUGAUGUCCGGGACUAUGAUCAGAGGGUGCUUCUUCGAUUUCCACAAAGAGUGAAAAAUCAAGGUACUGCAGACUUCAAGCCAAGCAGACCUCGGUACUCCUGGGAAUGGCACAGCUGUCAUCAACAUUACCACAGCAUGGAUGAAUUUAGUCACUAUGAAUUACUUGAUUCAAGUUCCCAAAGAAGAGUUGCGGAAGGUCACAAAGCAAGUUUCUGCCUAGAAGACACUUCUUGUGAUUAUGGAUACUAUAGGCGUUUUGCAUGUACUGCCCAUACUCAGGGACUCAGCCCUGGUUGUUAUGAUACUUACAAUGCAGAUAUUGAUUGUCAGUGGAUUGACAUCACAGAUGUGAAACCAGGCAACUACAUUCUAAAGGUUAGUGUAAACCCAAGCUACUUGGUACCAGAGUCUGAUUAUUCCAACAAUGUGGUUCGAUGUGAUUUACAAUUUACUGGAAAUCACGUUUAUACAUACAGCUGUGCAAUCUCUCCUUAUUAAAAUGCAAGAAACUGAUGGAUUAAACAAUCAAAUUUAUCUGGAAUUAAGAAGUCAUUAAAUUCAAUUGGAUGUAAACAGUUAUGAAUUAAAACACAAAUCUUAUAUAAUGUAUUGAGCAUAUGGACUUUGACGAAACCUUAACUGGAUUUUUAUAAUGCGCAACAGCAGAUGCCCUUGUCAGUGCUUUAAAAUAUGGAAUAUUUGGUUAAUCUGUGUACAAACAAUUUUAAAUCAUUAUUUCAUAGCAUACACACAAUGCAGUAAAAAAAAUAUAAUUAUGCAAAAUUCAGGUGCUACAAUUAUAUUCUUUUACAUGUUCUUGAGAAUUAAGCUAGAUAACUGGUAAUUACAUACAGUAAUGUGGAACUAUACAAUACUUUUUUUUAUAAUUAUAAGGAAAUUUGAACUGUAGGUUUACCUUUCUAAUUUAAAUCUGUAAAGUAUUUUAGGAUUGUGGCAUUAUUUUUAAUGGAUUAAAUAGUGGCACUGUCUGGAGUUGAAAACUGUGAGUGAAUUUCUUUGGAUGCAGUAAACACAUUAAAUGCACUCUGGCCAGCAGAACAGCUCCAUUGUGUUCCAGGGGACGUAGCAAUUAGUAAAAUCAUCUAAUACUUUUUAGCCAGUUUAACAAAUUAUACAAAACUGGAAGUACACACCCCAUUUUGAAAAUAUAUUUAUUGUAGUUCCCAAUAUAAUGAAAGAUUUAAAGGGAUAGUCUAGACAAAAUUAAACUUUCAUGAUUCAGAUAGAGCAUGCAAUUUUAAGCAACUUUCUAAUUUACUCCUUUUAUCAAUUUUUCUUCGGUCUCUUGGUAUCUUUAUUUCAAUGUAAGCUUAGGAGCCGGACCAUUUUUGGUUCAGCACCUGGACAGCGCUUGCUGAUUGGUGGCUACAUUUAGCCACCAACCUGAAAGUGCUACUCAGGUUCUCAACCAAAAGUGGGCCGGCUCCUAUGCUUACAUUCUUGCUUUUUCAAAUAAAGAUACCAAGAGAAUGAAGAAAAUGUUCUAAUAGGAGUAAAUUAGAAAGUUGAUUAAUAUUGCCGGCUCUAUCUGAAUCAUGAAAGUUAAUUUUUUGACUAGACUAUACCUUUAAAAUAUAGGCACUUUUUCUGUUACUAUAAAGAAGUAUAUAUAUUUUUUUUAUUAGAGUUUUGUUAUGGAUCUUUACAAAAUUGUUGUGUCUGUUCAAUCAAAUAGGAACAACUUUAUAGUCAUUGAGUGCAUUAUGCAGAAUUAUCUGUACCACAGGUUAAAAAGGUGCUAAAUUUAACUUGAAUUAAAUCCACAUAAGCCUAUGCUAUUUAUAGAAAGAAAGCUUGAUGUGUAUGAGAUAUAUGUGAAAUUCCACUUUGUUUUGCAAUUGUUUUAUCUCUGCUUUAAAAUGUCUUUAUACAUUUACUGUUUUAAAACUUCUUAUUUAUAACACUAGCUAUUUCUUAUUGUAUUUCUUUACUCAUGUUUUAGAUGCCUAUACUAGAGUUGCAAGUUCAUGUGAAAAUGACUUGAAUAAAAUGUUUCAAGUGCUUCAA